UCCACUUCAAAGCGCAUAACGUAUCACGGCUCACCAGUACAUGGCGCGAGGACUCCUCGUCUCUUCACAGAGUAAAACCACUUCACAAUUGAUACUAACCUCCAUAUCUAGGGUUUCACUCUCAACACUAACCAAAGGCCUCGAAAACCCAUUUGCUUCGACUCACCUACGGUGCUCUCCCUCCACUCGCUUUCUCUGCUGCUGCUCCAAUUACCAGCAACAUGACCCAAUCGACAUGUCGACGUACAGAGAAGCUUUCGCAAAGAGAAUGGCUAUGGCCGGUCUCAAGCCACAUCACCGUAUUGCUAUUGGUGUUUCUGGUGGCCCAGACAGUAUGGCACUGUGUGUAUUAGCUGCCGGAUGGAAGAGUGAUGGCCUAAAUGCUGCUUCCCAUAUGAGCAGUGGGUUCAUUGGUGGACUUUUGGCAAUAGUUGUUGAUCAUGGAUUCCGUGCUGAGAGUAAACAUGAAGCGAGCAUUGUUUGCCGUCGAGUUAUGGAUAUGGGAAUCAAAUGUGAGAUUGCUCAUUGUGAAUGGUCAAAUGGUAAGCCCAACCAGGGUCACUUACAAGAAGCAGCUCGUGAUAAGAGGUAUCAAAUUCUACAGGAUGUUUGCGUUCAACACCUGAUUGGCGUGUUAUUAAUAGCACAUCACGCAGAUGACCAGGCGGAGUUAUUCAUUCUCAGAUUAUCUCGUGGUAGUGGUGUGCUUGGACUUGCUGGCAUGGCAUUCACUUCCCAAUUGUUCACUAAAUGUUCAGAUUUUGAUGGUGAAGCUUCAAGCAGGCAUGGCAUUCUAUUAGUGCGACCACUCUUGGAGUACUCAAAAGGCGACAUGUACAAGAUAUGUCAAGGGGGUGAUCAAGAAUGGGUGGAAGAUCCAACAAAUCAAAGUGCAUUGUUUGCUCGUAAUAGGAUCCGUAUGUCAUUGAAAAACUUGUCAUCAGCGAUCUUCAAUUCUGAAUUACAAGCAGUUAUAUCUGCCUGUCGGAGAACACGGUUGCAUGUUGACCAAAUUUGUCGUAAUUUAUUAAACAAGGCUGUGACUGUCAUGCCUCAAGGCUAUGCUGUCGUUGAUUUGGAAAUUCUCAAUCCAUCAAAAGUCGAGGAUUUAUGCCUGUCCAAGUUUGUUUCCUUGGUAUUGCAGUUCAUCUCACAAAGGCACAAGCCAGUUCGGGGUAGUGCAUUGAAGUUGCUAUUGGACUACAUUCGUACUUCCCUAUGCAAGACAUCCUUUACAGCAGCUGGUUGUUUCCUUUGUCCGUCUCCGGGCUCUAAAGGUUCUAGACUCCUGGUUUGUUGUUCCGUUGAUUCAUCAUUGCCUUCAAAAAUGGAGAUAUUUCACAAACACUCUUACGAAGGCCAGAAUUGCUCUAUUCCAAGUGAGGUGGAGCAAAUUGCAGCAGAAGGAAAAUCAUAUGCAGAUCGGUUGAUUCCAGACCCCUCAGAUGUGCAUUUUUUGGAUGUGACAUCUUCUGAGUAUGUUCUAGUUGAAGCCAAAAGACGUAACAUUCUUAGUGGGCCUACCUACAGGAACAUUAUUUUAUUGCAGAGAGACGAGAGUAGACAUUUCAAGUCUAAAAUUGAAGUCAUGUCUGACUACAAGGCAAAGAAUGUAAUAGAAUCUGCCAGUGCUGUUGUGAGCAAAGGACUUCAUCCUGGGAAAUUUGGCUACUUCAUGGAUAGAUUCAUGGUCUCUUGGAAACUGGGCAAGAAAAAUUAUUGUGAUGCACUUUCUGCAGAUGAGGUUGACUGUGACCUGGGCUUGAAAGUGGAGUGUCAGCAAGAUUGUUGCGGGUCUUGUGUGGUUGGUUGUGACGUGGUAGCUGAGGUACGUCACAUGAUUGAUGCUGAUUGGCUCUAUCUUGCAGAGUUGUCAAAGUGUCAGCAUGUGGAAAGUAAACGACAAGGAGUUCUCUUAUCUAGUAAACCAGGGCAAGCAACAGGGAAGAUUAGUUCAUGUUCAAAUUAUGUUAAAUUAUCAGCGCAAAAGGCUCUUCUGUCUUUAAAGACUAUCCCAGUUGCUGCAAGAAGGGGCCUUCCUGUCCUAGUCGAUCCUCAUGCACUGUUACUAAGCAUUCCGAGUAUUGGCUUCAAGCAUUGCCCCUGCUUAAUGGCAUCUGCUGUAUUCAAGCCAAGAAUCCCUCUUGGUGGAGGGCAUAGCUCGUUUAUCUAGUUUCAGUUGUCCUGUUGCUGUGACACCAGUAGGACUUGCAUAAUCAGAGAGGAGGCUGAGCGACACUUGAUAACACCAUAGUGUUGGCGAAUACAGUAGCAAUACAAUAAGCUUCACUUUAUCUUUAUCUGUGUGUGUUAACACUCAAGUAAGUAUCAUCGGAGUAAAUCGUGAUUAUUUAUUUUAAACCUGAUCUCUCCCUUGAAACUAACUGGGAAAUCAGUAUAUGUAAUCCUUUUACAUGCCUAUUCUUAGAUCAGUUCGUUUCCUUCCAUAGGGUAUCUCCCUUGGUCUCAUUGAUUUCAACUUGAACUGGAGUUGAGCAUGUCUGAUAUGCAAGUUGAUGAACAACUUGUACAAUCAAUUCUAAGGCUUAAAGGUGGUUUAGGGAGUCUGAAGUUAAAAGAGGUGUGUAGCAGGUUUACCUAGUAUAAUGGAAAAGAAAUCAUUUUUUUAU
This is a messenger RNA of Ilex paraguariensis (yerba mate), 2630 nucleotides long. NCBI's taxonomy places the organism in Eukaryota, Viridiplantae, Streptophyta, Magnoliopsida, Aquifoliales, Aquifoliaceae. The record is from the annotation of a GenBank genome assembly.